Messenger RNA from Dermacentor albipictus, 462 nucleotides. The record is from RefSeq and is a predicted model, not a curated record. NCBI's taxonomy places the organism in Eukaryota, Metazoa, Arthropoda, Arachnida, Ixodida, Ixodidae.
AUGUCAAGUGAUAGCAGCGACACCGCCCAGGGCACCAGAAGUGCAGGCACUCAGCAGGAGAAUGCGAGCGUACCUGGAGAGACCUGGGAAGCAUCGAGGCAGGAGCAAGGCAGCCAGGCUCACAACCCACCCCGCGUGUGUCGUUUGUGCGAGGUGUCCUUUACCUGUAUGGCAGACUUUCAGAAACACAUCGCCGACCACGCGAGAGGAAAAAAUUAUCUCUGCCGCGUGUGUGGUGCGUUGUUGAAGGAAAAUUACAACCUGAAGAGUCAUUACCACAAGCACACGGAAGAAAAGCCCGAUCAGUGUGGCGUGUGCGGCCGCAAAUUUUCUCGCAAGGGCCACCUCAAGACGCACAUGCUGUUGCACAUGGUCGAAAAGCCGUUUAAGUGCCGCCAUUGCACGGCUGCGUACACCCAGAAGCAAAAACUGGUCAGGCACAUCUCCAAGCACAUCACAUAA